This is a messenger RNA of Rhopalosiphum maidis (corn leaf aphid), 1843 nucleotides long. RefSeq names its product isatin hydrolase-like. The transcript has 3 exons. Gene Ontology annotation, molecular function: arylformamidase activity. Bases 149 to 919 code for a protein of 256 amino acids. The record is from RefSeq and is a predicted model, not a curated record. Lineage: Eukaryota; Metazoa; Arthropoda; Insecta; Hemiptera; Aphididae.
ACAAUGCGACAAGCCAUUGAGGUGUGGGUAGGGAGUAUAAUAGUUACCUAUAGGGUAUAGGUCAUCGUACCUACUGUUCAUAAAUAUAAAAAUUGUUAAUAAAUCAAGUGAUUCGUUGUUUUUUUUUUUUGCGCACAUUUAAUACGUGAUGUAUUUAUAUGGGUGGAACUUAAUUUUGGUAAUUUUGGUGGCAAGGAAAGCUAACGGUGUUGUGAUUGAUUUAAGUCAUGGUUAUCAAAACCAAUCUACUACCUGUUGGAAUCCAACGCAGCGGUUCGAAAUAUUUGGAGUAAAGAGAGGCGAAAGUUCUAGAUGGUAUUCAACACAGAGUUUUUCAGUAUCUGAACAUUGUGGCACUCAUUUAGAUGCACCUUAUCAUUUUUAUCAAGCCGGAUGGAAAUUAGAUGAUAUUCCAUUAGAGCGCAUGAUAGUUGAAGGUGUGCAUCUUAAUGUCAGUCGUGAAGUUAAUGGAAACGGUGACUUUUUACUGACAGUCGAUCAUUUGAAAAAAUGGGAACACGAAAAUGGUCCACUUCCACAGCGUUCUGUGAUAUUAGUCAAUUUCGGUUGGGCUCACAAGUUUGGCAAUCGUCAACUAUACUAUAAUAACGACACAGAGCGAUCAUUAUUAAGUUUUCCAGGAUUAUCUAAAGAAGCAGCACAGUGGAUUGUGGAUUCCAAAAAAGUAUUUGGCAUAGGAGUAGAUGGCCCGAGUGUCGAUGCAGGCAGAACAACGACACACGAUGUGCACAGAAUAGUAUCUAAAGCGAAUAUAUAUAAUCUUGAAAACGUAGCUUUAAAUGGUACGACAUUACCAUCAAAAGGAUUUAAACUUAUUAUCCAGCCAAUCAAAAUUAUAGGAGGUACCGGUGCACCUUGUCGGAUUUUAGCUUUUACAAAUAAUACACUCGAUAAAUGAAUGACAAUUCAGUACUUGAUUAUGUACAUUUUAAUAAAGCGCCCAACUAUAAAUUAUAAUGGAUAAUUGAUCGCCAUAAAAUAAAGUCACACAAAGGUCAAAUGUAAGACAAGAUAUUGUCUUUUUAAUUUUAUACAAACGUAAUUUCUUCUGUAUGCUAUAAUAAUUUAAAUAUAGAUAAUUAUGUAGGCUCUUACAUAUUUUUUUGAAAAAUUAUGGUUAUAAACUUGUAAUAUAUUUUUAUUUUUUACAAACAUAUAUCCCUUUUAGUGAUAGUCACGAUAUUUUGACUGUUUUAAAUUACAUUUUACCUAUUUUAUUAGAAAAAUUAACGCGAGUUUACUGUGAUUAAAGAUGUGAUUAUUAUGAAUACAAAUAAAAUUGGCUUACCGUGGACAGAAUUACAGAAAAUACUGAUAAUUAAUAAGUACUUAUAGACUUAGUUAUAGACUUAUAGAUAUGAUGCCAGUAUUUGAUUUGUCAAUACCGGUGUAAUAGGAACACUAUAAAACAAAUUCUCCAUAACAAAAUUAAUUUUUUACACAAAUUAUUACGAAGAACUUUAAUUUAGAUACAUUAAAAUCGGAAUACUGGACAGUAUUGUAUGAUAGUCCGGAUUUCGGAAUUAGUAUACGUUGAGAUUAAUUUAUUUUAAUAUAAUUUAUAAUAAAACAUCUUUUGCAAUAGACACGACUGACAGGCUAUUACGAAAACAUUAAUAAUAAUAAUAAUAGACUUAAAGAAUGGAUAACAACAGGUAUAUAUUAUACUAUAAUACUAUAUAUUAUGCUCAGCUUGAAGAAAACAAAAUUUGUCUAUAAAAAUUAAAUUAUCAAUCCUUAUAAAAAAUGAACAUGCUAAUAACAAAGCGUUCCUUAUGUUCUUUGCCACUAAAUACAAAAAUAAUAAUAAAUUUAUAACUAU